Molecule: messenger RNA, 820 nt
Organism: Pipistrellus kuhlii (Kuhl's pipistrelle)
Lineage: Eukaryota; Metazoa; Chordata; Mammalia; Chiroptera; Vespertilionidae
Gene: PRDX5
Product: peroxiredoxin 5
Exons: 6
Coding region: 63-701 (212 amino acids)
Biological process (GO): cellular response to oxidative stress; hydrogen peroxide catabolic process; cell redox homeostasis
Cellular component (GO): cytoplasm; mitochondrion; peroxisome
Molecular function (GO): thioredoxin peroxidase activity
Source: RefSeq, a predicted model, not a curated record
GGCGGGCGCGGGGGCGGCGCGGGGCGGUUGUGGCCUGAAUACCCCUCGUGGGGCCGACCGGAAUGUGCACCCUGGGCCGCCUGUCGGGCUCGGUACUUGCCCGUGCGGUCGCCGUCCGUUGCGCGGCAGCGGCGGGAGGCGGAGGGCGCUCAGAAGGAGGCCUCGCGUGGACGCUCGGCGGAGCCCGCGGUUUCAGAAGCGCCGCUGUCGCUAUGGCCCCGAUCAAGGUGGGAGACGCCAUCCCGUCCGUGGUGGUAUUUGAAGGGGAGCCUGGGAACAAGGUGGACUUGGCCGAGCUGUUCAAGGGCAAGAAGGGGGUGCUGUUUGGAGUCCCUGGAGCCUUCACCCCGGGCUGCUCCAAGACUCACCUGCCGGGGUUCGUGGAGCAGGCGGCGGCUCUGAAGGCCAAGGGCGCCCAGGUGGUGGCCUGUCUGAGUGUUAACGACGUCUUUGUGACUGAGGAGUGGGGCCGAGCCCACAGCACACAAGGCAAGAUUCGGCUUCUGGCUGACCCCACGGGGGCCUUUGGGAAGGAGACAGAUUUGUUACUGGAUGACGCACUGGUGCCCCUCUUUGGGAAUCGACGGCUCAAGAGGUUCUCCAUGGUGAUAGAGAACGGGGUAGUGAAGGCCCUCAACGUGGAGCCGGACGGCACAGGCCUCACCUGCAGCCUGGCCCCCAACAUCCUCUCGCAGCUCUGAGGCCCUGGCCGGACGGCCCUCUCCUCCUACACCUGCCCAGCCAGGGCGAGGCCCGUCCAGCUUCAGCUGGCCACCACGCGGGAGCCUUAGCCAGACUUCUGCAAUAAACACCUGGUUCA